UUGGGAUUCUUGUUCAUGCUAGAUCAUUGUAUACUAUUCAAGCUUAUGUGCUUUUUGAGGAAGAGUUCAUUAAGGGUACUGCUUGUGAUCAUAAGGAUGCUGGUGUGAAUUUUCCUGAAUAUUAUUAUCAUUUGUGGAGACCUGGGAAAGAUAUGAUCAAGCACGAGGUUGUUUUUAAUAAAGAAACACAUGCAAUAUGUUGUACAUGCAUGUUGUUUAGUGAAAUGGGUUUGCUUUGUUGUCAUGCUCUUCGAAUUUAUCAUAUGAAUUGUGUUCAUAAGAUUCCAGAUGACUAUAUAUGUAAGAGGUGGACUAAGGCUGCUAUGUGUAGUCAUGGCCUUGAUGAACCUACAAUGAAAACCAAUGUAGUAUCUACAAGUGUUUGGAGGACACAAACACUAAGGAAAUUUGUUAAGUUGGUAACAAGUUGUCAACACUCUUUGAAUGCUAGAGAAGAGGUUGAAUGUUAUUUCAAUCUUUUAAAAGAAAAGAUUGAGAGUGUUACUGGUACUAUUGAUUUUAAUGAACCGGUUGAAGGUAUUGAAAUUGUUGAUCAUGAAGUUAAGAAUCCGGCAAAAUCAAGACCUAUUGGAGAGAGGAAUUAUAGGCCUAAGAGUAAUUUAGAGAAGGCUUAUAACAAAGCCAGGGGUCAGUGGUUGAAGAAAAAGUCAGUAUACACUCCUUAUAAAAGAUCUAAAGGUCAAGCAGUAGUUCAGGAAUUGGACGAGAAUGGGUGUCCUAUAUCUUAUGCUAAUUCUUUGGCUGAUCCUAAUGAGUUAAUUGUGAUUGAAGAUCCAAGUGCUCAGGUUUGUAAUAAAAAGACUGCCAUUGUAGAAGAUAUCCCUUCAGAUGAUAGUGUUUCAAAUGACUUUGAACAGGAAUAUGGAUAUAGCUCUAUGCAAUCAAACGUUACUGUUGAUCCAGACAUAUCUUCUAUUGUUAAGGGUAAAACAGCUGCAAUUGCUCAUGAUGUUGAUAAUUUUCCAACAAGUUCUCAAUUGCCACCAAAGAAACCAAGAAAUGUACAAUUUCCCACAGUUGUGCAUGCUCAAAUCAAUGCUCAAGCUCCUUAUAAAGUUUCUAGCAUUGUUCAAAAUCCUCCAAAAGCUCCAAGAAAUGUUCAAGUUCAUUCUAGUGUUCCGAAGAAAGUUCAAGCUCCUUCUAAUGUUCCAAGAAGUCCUCAAGGCUGUUUUCGGAAUUUUCAAGUUGAUUCUAGUAUUUCAAGAAAUGUGCAUGAUGUUCCUAAUGUUCCAAGAAGUACUCAAGGAAAUUCAAGGAAUGUGCAAGUUUCUCCUAGUGUUUCAAGGAAUGUUCUACUUUCUCCUAGUGUUUCAAUGAAUGUUCAAGGAUCUCCUACUGUUUCAAGAAGUACUCAAGGAGGUUCUCCACAGAUUUCAACCAAAUAUGAUAGGUUAUUAGUUGAUACUAGUGUGGCUAAGAGAUUGGCUACAAAUGGUAAAUAA
Molecule: messenger RNA, 1463 nt
Organism: Chenopodium quinoa (quinoa)
Lineage: Eukaryota; Viridiplantae; Streptophyta; Magnoliopsida; Caryophyllales; Amaranthaceae
Exons: 5
Coding region: 153-1463 (436 amino acids)
Molecular function (GO): zinc ion binding
Source: RefSeq, a predicted model, not a curated record